Molecule: messenger RNA, 724 nt
Organism: Musca domestica (house fly)
Lineage: Eukaryota; Metazoa; Arthropoda; Insecta; Diptera; Muscidae
Product: cytochrome P450 4e2-like
Exons: 2
Coding region: 132-689 (185 amino acids)
Molecular function (GO): heme binding; oxidoreductase activity, acting on paired donors, with incorporation or reduction of molecular oxygen; iron ion binding
Source: RefSeq, a predicted model, not a curated record
GUAUAUGACCUUGAAAAAAAUCUCUGUUAUAGGGUCACGAUACAACCACCUCGUCCAUUACCUUUGCCAUAUAUUUGCUCUCACGACAUGUGGACAUACAACAAAAAGUCUUGGAGGAACAAUGCCGAAUAAUGGCGGGAAAUCUGAAAGGCAAUGCCACGCUGCAGGAUUUAAAUGAGAUGAAAUAUUUGGAUUGCGUUAUCAAGGAAUCCAUGCGGAUAUAUCCACCGGUGCUCUUUUUUGGCAGAAAUGUCGAGAAGGAAUACAAUAUGAAUGGCAAAACCAUACCAGCCCACACCUCACUGCUCAUAUUCGUCAUAGCAAUGAACUAUAACGAAGCCAUCUAUCCGGAUCCAUAUCGUUUCGAUCCGCAACGAUUUGAUGCCGACCAACGUAUGACCACACAAAAUCCCUUUGAAUAUGUGCCAUUUGGCGGUGGCCAACGUAACUGUAUUGGACAAAAAUUCGCCAUGCUCGAAGUGAAGACAGUCAUCUCCAAGAUUGUUAGAAAUUUCCAAAUAUUAGCCCCCGAAGAUGGCCUAGAAUCGAAAGAUGGUUACAUUAGUACACUCUAUGGGCCACAGCGAGCACGGGCGCCCAAACCCGAUAAAUAUGUGCCGACAUUAUUACAUGCCAUUACGCUGAGAGCGGAAAGUGGCUUACAUUUGCGUUUAAGGGAGAGGAAGUAAAGAAGAAAAUAUUUAUUUUUUUUCAAUAAAGGAAA